AAGAUACUGGUGGAUUCCUCGAGUUAAGCGGUUUGACUUUGACAACACCUUACACAUUUAUCAAUUUACCAAAUAUUACAUUAAUUAAUUAAUUCACCCGACUAAAAAUCUUCCAAGAUUUUGCUGUUUUAUAGUAAUAAUUCUUCAUUCUUCAAGAUUUUGCCAUAAGAAAAAUUUUAUGGCUUCUUCAUUCUUCAAGAUUUUACUCGACCCAUCUGCCGAUCACAUGUCAUUGCCACCUGAAUAUGCUCACAUGCAUGUGGAGAACAAAAUCACAAAUUCCCCAAUAAUCCGAUCUGCAAACGGAGGGUAUUCGUGGCGGUUAAAGAUCGAACAAAAUGGUGAUGGUUAUUGUUUUGUUAAUGGAUGGAACAAUGUGGUUGAAGAUAUUCAGUUGGGUUUUGGGGAUUUUCUUUUCUUUCGGCUUGUUGAUGGAUCUACAUUUAGAAUGUCAAUCUAUAGUCCAGAUGGGUGUGAAAAGAUUUUGCAACCAAAAAGUGACGAAAGUUGUCAUGAAAAGAAUGAGGAGAAAGAGAAAAGUGAUGAUCAUGAUGAUGAUCCUUUCUUUGUGGCGAUUGUCACUUUGACCCACGCAAGAUAUUUGCGAUUUCCGGGAGGAUUUGCGGAGUUGGUGGGAAUAAAUGCGGAAGGAACCAUGAAGGUGAAGAAUCUUGAUGGAAAAGAAUGGGUUACGGGUUUGAAGUUGGACAAAUCGUAUAGAAAUACGAUAAGGUACUAUUUGUCGCCCGGGUGGUCUUGUUUCGCUCGAGAAAAUAAGUUAGCGGAAGGAGAUGAGUGUGUGUUUAGAUUCAUUAGAAGUGAAGGUAAGUUGUUACUAGCAAAAGUCACCAAGAACAAAUGGCCAAAGCCGUCAGGGGAAAUUCCGGUGACGGAGGCUUUGAGCAGGGCCAGGGUGCGGGCGAAUCGUGAACGUGGUGGUCAUGUGGUUGUGGAUCCCGAUGAAGAGCAUGUAGAGGUGAUGAAGAAACCAUUUGAAAUGCCACCUAAGCGACGAUGUGGACUGUCCCCUCAGAACAAAUCGAGGGUUUUGUUUUUUUGAAACUUAUGAACGUUUAGCAAUCUUGAAGUGCGUGUUUCUAACGUCUAUUAGGCGGUGGGUGUGGGAGCGGGGAGGAGUGCGUGUUUCUAACAUCUAUUAGGCGGUGGAGUGUGGGAGCGGGGAGGGGUUCGGGGACAAACACCCUUGUGUAUACGGACGUGACAAUAUUACACAAUAUAUAUUUUUUACUUGCCCA
This is a messenger RNA of Helianthus annuus (common sunflower), 1256 nucleotides long. Its product is annotated as B3 domain-containing protein REM9. Lineage: Eukaryota; Viridiplantae; Streptophyta; Magnoliopsida; Asterales; Asteraceae. Bases 179 to 1060 code for a protein of 293 amino acids. Gene Ontology annotation, molecular function: DNA binding. The transcript is spliced from 3 exons. The record is from RefSeq and is a predicted model, not a curated record.